Drosophila grimshawi is the source of this 1487-nucleotide messenger RNA. RefSeq names its product glutaryl-CoA dehydrogenase, mitochondrial. The transcript is spliced from 2 exons. The coding region runs from base 72 to 1334 and encodes 420 amino acids. Gene Ontology annotation, molecular function: glutaryl-CoA dehydrogenase activity; fatty-acyl-CoA binding; flavin adenine dinucleotide binding. The record is from RefSeq and is a predicted model, not a curated record. Gene Ontology annotation, biological process: fatty acid beta-oxidation using acyl-CoA dehydrogenase; fatty-acyl-CoA biosynthetic process. Lineage: Eukaryota; Metazoa; Arthropoda; Insecta; Diptera; Drosophilidae. Gene Ontology annotation, cellular component: mitochondrial inner membrane.
CUCCUCGUUAAUCGAAGGCGUGAGUUUGGCGUGCGUUAAAAGCAAAAACAACAACAAAGGAGAAAAACAAAAUGAUUGCGCAAAGUGUAAUCGCGAAACUGCGUCCCUGUGCCCGUCGCCUGGCGACUGGCACCAAAGCGAUUAGCACUGCGCCCAAAUUCAACUGGCAGGAUCCUCUCAAUCUGGAGAGCCAGCUAACGGAAGAGGAGGUGUCGAUACGCGACGCCUUUCGCGGCUACUGCCAAUCGCAGCUGAUGCCGCGCGUCAUUGCCGCCAAUCGCUUGGAGCAGUUCGAUAAGAAGAUCAUGGAGGAGAUAGGCAGCCUGGGCGUUCUCGGCUGCACACUGCAGGGCUAUGGAUGCGCUGGCGUCUCCAAUGUUGCCUACGGUCUGCUGACCCGCGAAGUGGAACGCAUCGAUUCAGCCUACCGAUCAGCCGUCAGCGUGCAAAGCUCCCUGGCCAUGGGCGCCAUUUACGAUUAUGGAACCGAUCAGCAGAAGCAGAAAUAUUUGCCCAGCAUGGCGCAGGGCAAACUAAUAGGUGCAUUUGGAUUAACCGAACCUAAUCAUGGCAGCGAUCCGGCCGGCAUGGAGACUCGUGCCAAAUACGACAGCAAAACGAAGACAUACAUUUUGAAUGGAUCGAAGACUUGGAUAACGAGUGCACCCAUUGCCGACGUGAUUGUCGUGUGGGCCAAGGGCGAGGAUGGCAAAGUGCGUGGAUUUAUUGUGGACCGCCAAAUGUCCAGUAAGGGCCUAGCCACGCCCAAAAUUGAGGGUAAAUUCUCGCUGCGUGCAUCACCCACGGGCAUGAUCCACAUGGACGAUGUGCAUGUGCCCGAAGAGAAUCUGCUGCCAAAUGCGCUGGGCUUCAGCGGUCCGUUCAACUGCCUGAACAAUGCACGCUAUGGCAUUGCCUGGGGCGCCUUGGGUGCCGCCGAGGCCUGUGUGGAAACGGCGCGUCAAUAUACGCUGGAUCGUAAGCAAUUCGGACGACCACUGGCCGCCAAUCAGCUGAUACAAAAGAAGCUGGCGGAUGCGAUCACAGAGAUAGCGUUGGGCAUGCAAGCGUGCUUGCACGUGGGCCGACUCAAGGAUCAGAAACUGCACACGCCGGAAAUGAUCUCGCUGCUGAAGCGAAACAAUGCCGGCAAAGCGCUGGACAUUGCCCGCCAGAUGAGGGAUAUGCUGGGCGGCAAUGGCAUCAGCGAUGAGUACCAUGUCAUCAGGCAUGUCAUGAAUCUGGAAUCGGUCAACACCUACGAGGGCACUCAUGACAUUCAUGCCCUGAUCCUGGGACGUGCCAUUACCGGUCUGGCUGCAUUUGCCAAUUAAUUUGUUAUUUGUUGUUUUGUUGAUUCUGUCAUCGCUGGCAUUUAUGCAUAAUUUGCACUUUAUAAUUUUAGCUAGACAAAACUGAUUCGUUUUUAAGCAAGAAUGUUAAAUACUUUCUAGUAAAUUAAAUGGCGGUUUAUAUACGAAAAUUUA